AUGGAGUCGCACCGCAUUGACUCUACUACCUUGGACAUGAACAUCCCAAUCGCUCAUAAGCCAUUGUGGUGGGAGAGAAAAGAGGAGGUUGCGUACAAAGCGACUUAUCUCCUAGGACAAACCGCUUUGUACUAUAUGGUGAAGCCUCCUAAACGACCGAGCCCCUCAACGCCUGUUAUUGUCGCCCUCCAUGGUGCUGGUGUUGAAGCGUCCCAUUCGUUCUGGACUAGUUCAAUACCACAACGAGAUGAGAGUUGGAUCAUUUUCCCGAAUGGAAGAACACCUUGGAUGUAUGGGGAUCAGUUGUAUCAUUUCACCGGAUUCUACAAAUGCAAGAAAAUUGGAAUAACUGGUCCUUUGAUGAACAUAGAACGAUUCUCAUCGGUCAUUCCAAUGGUGGACAAGGCACUUGCAAUACCCGCUGCUGCAUACAUCAAGUCGCAACUGUAUAUACCCUUACAUCACUCACAUGGGUCUCAUUUCAUCGAUGCUCAAUUAAAGUGGAUAUUGGAGUCGACCUUAUUGCCUGAUGACAACGACGUCUUCGCAAGUAAUCUAGUGAAGACUCCUAUAUUGAGCAUUCAUGGGUGGAGAAUUGGUCUCGGUGAUGAAGAGCUGGAACCUGAGGCGCCUCAUUGGUGGAAAACUGUACUCGCUUCCCCGAAAACUCAGUAUUUUCUGAACGAUAUAAUCAACUCCUCACAAGGUGAUCAUGAGGCAUGCAAGGAUUUCGUAUUGAGCGUGGCCACUCCCGAAGAAACCGGGAGCUUGUGCGGGAUCAAAAUCGAAGAAAUCACUGUUCCUGGUCGCCUGGGGAGAAUUUAUACUCAGAUAUCAUCUCAGAAUGAAGCGAUCAUCCAAACAAAUAAU
Messenger RNA from Acaulospora colombiana, 870 nucleotides. The record is from the annotation of a GenBank genome assembly. NCBI's taxonomy places the organism in Eukaryota, Fungi, Glomeromycota, Glomeromycetes, Diversisporales, Acaulosporaceae.